AUGGCAUCGACCAGUGAGCAAAAAUGGGGACUCCUUAGUGGACAAGAAAUGGUCAAACAUCAUACCGAAUCCUACGAAGUACAAGCGCAGUUCAACAGGCUAGUUUCGCUGGACGAAUUUGACGAAUCGCGGCAAGCAGAUCUGGAACGAAUGAAUGACCAGUUUCGUCGAUUGCUGUCGCAAGAAAGAGUGAAUAAAACGGAUGGCAUCUCGGAAGGAGUGUGGGAAAAUGAUCAUCGUCGGAUACGCAUUACAAGAGUGGAAGGAAAAUGGCAAUCGUUCGGAUAUGAGGAUUCCACUGGCAAAUAUGUGGAAAAUCAUGAAGGAUUAUUUCUCAUGGAAAUGAAUCGAUUGGUAGUUAGAUGGAACGGCAUGGUAAUGUCAAUCGAGCAAGGAUACAGCUUAUUGCUUGGCCAUUCCGGAACACUCACGCUUGAAGAGUACCAAGCCUACUCAAUUCUAGUGCGGGCUAGCUAUUACGUUCUGCGGUAUGAUUCGUCGCGAAAGUAUUGCACUGUUGAACCAGAUCUGCCCAGUGCCGAAGAACGGUGUGUGUGGAGCAAUCUGUACGCAAUGCUGAAUCAACCAAACCCUCGAGCAAAUGUUUAUCCCAAAGAGGACUCGAAACUGUACCAGUCGGUAAGGAGGUCAAUGCAAAACUAUUGUAAUAUAAUUAGAAAACCAUCGUCUUCAAAACACGUGCCAAGCGCUUCAACUUGUGAAGAAGGGCCGAUGUCUUCCGGUGAACCAGCCGUAAAGAAACAAAAACCUGAAACCUCAGCAUUAAAUGAAACGGAAAAUGACGGAUUUAAAAGAAUUGAACAUUUUCGUCGGAUGUUCGAUCGAUUCGAUAUAGUUCAGAGUUUAAUCGAAGAGGACCUUCCGUCGGAAAUGAUUGCGUUGGAACAGGAGAGCAAUUUAAAUCUCACUUUCGACCUGUUUGCAACAGAAUCUCACGUAUUCAAAAAGUCACUUCCUCCUCUGCCGAUUGCGCGAAUUAUUGUGCGAAGAUCAUCCCAACCAUUGCCUCAUGUUUCAGAGCUGUUAAGAUUGUAUCGACAGCAGAAAACUUCAGCUCCAUUGAUGUUAAUGCUCGUUUCGGAGAAUUUAUCCGUUCACUGUUUUCUGUACGACAUUAGACGUGUUACGCGGAACAUUAUUGCGAUCUCAGAUGAAUUUUCGGCGAGAUAAAUAAUGAAACAUUUUAUGCCAUCC
Molecule: messenger RNA, 1215 nt
Organism: Anopheles moucheti
Lineage: Eukaryota; Metazoa; Arthropoda; Insecta; Diptera; Culicidae
Gene: Tsen54
Exons: 5
Coding region: 1-1191 (396 amino acids)
Biological process (GO): tRNA-type intron splice site recognition and cleavage
Cellular component (GO): tRNA-intron endonuclease complex
Source: RefSeq, a predicted model, not a curated record